AAGGCCGGUGCUACCGCUUGGGAUGGAGGGGAGGCUCAACCGCCUCUCCGCGAGCUCCUCGAGUCGAACGCCCUCGACUUUGCAAAGACUGGCAGAGCUCUCGUCCCCGGUUGUGGAAGAGCAUACGAUGCUAUCUACAUCGCCUCGAAGUUGGGUUUGACUACCGUAGGCUACGACAUCUCUCCUACAGCUCUUGAGGCUGCAAACAAGUACCUCUCGGCGUUCCCAGAACUUCAGUCAUCCGGGAGGAUAUCAUUCCAACUCGGUGACUUCUUUGCCCUCAGUCCUCCGGAGAACGAACGCUUUGACGUCGUCUAUGACUACACCUUUUUCGUUGCUAUCCCACCAUCUAUGCGGGAUGACUGGGGUCGUCAAAUGAGUGCGCUGGUCAAACCAGGCGGCUACCUCAUCACGCUCGUCUAUCCCCUAGGCCUCACGCCUGAUGGUCGCGGCCCUCCGUACCACGUCGAGCCCGAGCACUACGUUGGCCCCCUUGGUGGUAACUUCACGAAGGUUUACGACGAGACUCCCAAGACGAAGGCUGCGAGUCCCUACGACGGCGAAUCGCAGAUGAUUGUGUGGAAGAGGAACUGA
Molecule: messenger RNA, 594 nt
Organism: Stereum hirsutum FP-91666 SS1
Lineage: Eukaryota; Fungi; Basidiomycota; Agaricomycetes; Russulales; Stereaceae
Product: thiol methyltransferase 1
Exons: 4
Molecular function (GO): S-adenosylmethionine-dependent methyltransferase activity
Source: RefSeq, a predicted model, not a curated record